AGCACAUUUAGCUACAACAAAGGUGAUUCUUUAAAAAACGUAAAACAGACUUCAAGUUCAUAAUACAUCCAAUGUUAUUGACCUUGCAUUUCUGUAGGAUUCGAAUGAUGAAAUUAAUGAUUUUUUCCAGAGUUCUUCCGAGCAACAACUUCCCACCUUGUUUUCUGAUCGAGAUCAUUGUUCCAAAUGUCACAUGGAGAUUAAUAUUUCCGGACCAAUGAGAUUUUGUCCUUAUUGCGGAAGUAAAGUUGCUUCGUCCGAUGAUAUUGAGUUUGAGGAGUUUGAGAGUGACAGUGAUGAACCAGUUGAAUCGGAUCAUGAAACAGAUGAAAUUAAGGACGAUGAAAAUCCUCCUAAAAUAGACAAAUUGGCUUUUCGCGAAUCGCACCAUGCUAUUCCAGAUAAUGCGAAGAUGCAUUUGAAGUCAGGAAAAAUAGUUGAAGAUGUUCUUUUCGAUUUCGCCAAAGAUAUGGAGCAUGAACACCAUGCCCAUUCCUACAUUAUAAAUUAUGACGACGAAAAUGUCAAGGCAUUGUUCACCCAAACGGAGUGGAACGAAUUAACUGAGGAUCGAAUUAGGAUUCCAGGUGUUCCGCGUGAAAUUGGGGAGGAGCUGGUGAGAUACGGGAAGAAAACAUUAAGUGAGCUUCGUAAUUCCGUGUUGACAUCGUAUUUACAAGAUGGGACCAUCUAUGAUAUCAACAAGCACUACAAUCAGGAGUGGAUACAAAUGGCAGUGCGAACACUAGUAAAUCUAUAUGAAAAUAUAGAUGCCCCCUUAAUUAGAAACCAAUACGAAAAUUGGUUUACUGUCGCUUUUUUUGGGACGUGCAUCGACCUUUGUAUGAGGGAUAUUCAAUUAUGCACGGAUAUUAAGAGGACCGACGCACCAUCACUAGCUAGCGCCAACAGGAAAAACCGCGGUCGGUCAGGAAACACAAAAACCAGAAAAUUGACAGGACGCAAAAUCGAUGGGAUAGUAUACAUAGUUGACAGAAAUCUUGAAGUGGGUGUUAUCGAAGCGGCGAGAUCAUUUUUGGGUGUUUCGGAUCGAAAGUAUCUUCUUGAAACGUUCAAAAUGCCGAAAACGCUUCGAGAUAUGUAUGCUGAUCUUGUGAGAACAGCAAAUUAUGACGAACAAAAAGCUAAUAAUCUUCAGGUUUUCGGUAUUUUGCAUCUCGGUCUAUGGAUUCAGUUCACGAGAUUAUAUCGUGCCGGAGGAUCGAUUUGUAUUUUUAGGAAGGAUGUUGUAUCUCACCAUGUAGAUAGCAAAUUCUCUGAAGAUGGAAUAAAAUCUUUUCUAAAACUUAUGGCAGCAGUAUAUCAACAUAAGCUUAUUAUAAGGGAUAACUUACGUAUACUGAAUAUCCGGAAUGCAAAUAUUGAACCAGGAGAUGAUGAUGAUUUGCUAAAUGAUAUAUUAAAUGUUGGAAAUUAUUCUUCUACGUCACAAUCAUCGAUUGAACGUUUCGCCGAUUCUUGGCCCACCCCAAGAAAGAAAAAGAGACCAAAGAGUGAAAAUUCGAAGAAAAAGAGCGCAGUAAAAAAGAGAAGGUUGUAGAUAAGCUUCUAACCUUCCUGCUAACUUCUUUUGCUUUAUUUGCUUUCUAUACCUACUUUCUAUACCUUUGAUUGGUGAGUCAAUUUCUUUUCUCAAUUGCUCUUGCAAGUGACUAAUUUUACUCUUGAUUUGAGUUGUGAUUCAGAAUUUUGAUCUAUUGGUUUAUUCGAUAAAAAUGUUUGCUGGGUCUUGCUAUAAGAGACGGACACUUAAUAUAAGUUGCAAGGAACCUUUUUUAAUAUAGUGCGCUAAAAUGAAAAUGCAGUUCCCGAUUUUUUUAUUGUUCGCCUUGUAUUUUUUAACGUGUAUUUUACGAUGUGGAGAUGUAACAUGAUUGGAAAAUAAAACAGGCUUUUAUUGUAUAGACGUCGGUAUUUUUAUCGGUGUUCCGAAACAAAACGCGCAUGUGAUUUUUUUUUAUCUUAAUAAAAACACAAUUUGUAACGCCGGCAAGAAAAAUUU
Molecule: messenger RNA, 2023 nt
Organism: Rhizophagus irregularis DAOM 181602=DAOM 197198
Lineage: Eukaryota; Fungi; Glomeromycota; Glomeromycetes; Glomerales; Glomeraceae
Source: RefSeq, a predicted model, not a curated record